This is a messenger RNA of Erpetoichthys calabaricus (reedfish), 4031 nucleotides long. RefSeq names its product gastrula zinc finger protein XlCGF57.1-like. The transcript has 4 exons. NCBI's taxonomy places the organism in Eukaryota, Metazoa, Chordata, Cladistia, Polypteriformes, Polypteridae. The record is from RefSeq and is a predicted model, not a curated record. The coding region runs from base 273 to 2033 and encodes 586 amino acids.
CCAGGCAUGCGUGCUCUACCUCCCAGUGUCUGACGCUCCCCGAGGAGCAGAUCGAGAAGUGGGCGGCGACACGCUGGCCAGUUUCCUGAAGCUCGACUGCACAAUACGAUUCAUGGAGAAAAAAAGGAGAAUGUUUUAGUCAGAAUACACAUUCGGAGUACACGACUGGACACCUGAUAGAUGGAGUAUUCAACACGAAGGAAGAAGAAGCUGCCAUUUUUUGUAACUCUUUAUGGUUUGUGGAUAUGACAGAGAAGAUGUGCUAAGCAGACAUGAAUGCUGUGGAGAUAAAGACCGGGAAUAUUAAGGAGGAGGCAGACUAUGAAUGGGACCAUGUGUUCCCUGUACAGGGGAGUCUGUCCAUUAAAGGUGAGGAUUAUGAACAGGAGACAUUACACAUUAAGGAAGAGACGGAGGAAAAGCCUGUCAUCAUCAAUGUGCAGGAACCUAAUAUUAUAGUCAAGAAUGAAGACCUUCAUUCAGAGUCCAACCUUCAGUCUAGGGGUCCUGAUGGAGGUUUGACAGGAUUAGUCUCCCCUCAGAGAAGUAACUGUGCUGUUCUGGAACAUUCUGUCAUUGUGAAGUCUGAUUUAGACACAAAGACGAGUGACAAAACGUCAAGGAGAACACCGGAAUGUCAGCCAUCCUCUACAAAUCAGUCUGAAGAAGAUAUACAGGAGAGUCGUAGCUUUUCCCCAUCUUCACCUUUCCAGACUAUACUUAAUGACAGACAACAACAGACACUGCAUCUUGAAAAUAUGAAGAAAUCAACAUCUGAGCCACAAACUUUGUCACUAGCCUCUUUGCAUUUUAUUUCUCAGCCUGUUGUAAAGCUAACAAAAAUAGACACAAUUGAUACUCAAAAAAAGGAGCAAAAUUCAAAUUCAGGAGCCUUGUAUGUAUGCCAAGAGCAAAGAAAAAGUCUUCAAAGGAAAUCCAAAUAUGUAGGAAGUCAGUUGAAUCUUGCAGGGAGACAGCCAUAUUGCUGUUCUGAAUGUGGAAAACACUUUUCUAAAAAGAAACACCUUGAGACCCAUCAAAGAAUUCAUGCUGUGAAGAAGCCAUUUUGCUGUUCAGAUUGUGGCAAACAGUUCAUUUACAGGAGCAGCCUCCACAUCCACAUGAGAACUCACACUGAAGAGAAGCCAUAUUGGUGUUCUGAUUGUGGUAAGCGAUUUCUGAAAAGCAGCCAUCUUCAGACGCACACCAGAAUUCACACUGGUGAGAAGCCAUAUUGCUGUCCUGAAUGUGGAGAAAGAUUUCGUGUCAAGAGCAGUCUUAACAGCCACGUGAAUUCUCACAAUGGAAGAAAGCCAUAUUGCUGUUCUGACUGUGGAAUACAAUUUGCUCAAAGCAGCCAUUUGGAAAACCAUAAGAGAGUUCAUUCAGGAGAGAAACCCUAUUGCUGUUCUGAAUGCGGAAAACAAUUUGCUCAAAAGGGUACUCUCCAGACCCACACAAGAAUUCAUACUGGAGAGAAGCCAUUUUGCUGCUCUGAAUGUGGCAAACGAUUCUCCGACAAGAGCGGUCUUAACUUUCAUAUGAGAAAUCACACAGGAGAAAAGCCAUAUUGCUGUUCUGAAUGUGGAAAGCGAUGUUCACAAGCGAGCAAUCUUCAGACCCACAAAAAAAUUCAUACUUCAGAGAAGCUGUUUAGCUGUUGUGAAUGUGGCAAACAGUUCUCUUACAGAGGCAGUCUUACCACCCAUAUGAGAAUUCACACUGGAGAGAAGCCAUAUUGCUGUUCUGAAUGUGGGAAACAAUUUUCACAAGUAAGCAAUCUACACAGACACAAGAAAGUUCACACUGGAGAGAAGCCCUAUUGUUGUCCCGAAUGCGGCAGACAAUUUUCACGACUGAGCCAUCUUCAGAAGCACACAAGAAUUCACAACACAAAGAAGCCACAGUCUGACUGUAAAGAACAAAAACAAUCAAUUCUAAGAGACAAAAAAGAGUCCGUAAUAGAGAGAAACAAAAAUAUCAAAAGAAAAGAAAAACUAAGUGGCAAAUUAUGUUCAAAUUUUGAAAAAUAAUAAAUGCUGUGAGCUGCAAAUGAAAUUACCUGAGGUCAAUUCAGAUGUAUCAUUAGUUUCCAGGAUAACCCUGGCUGGCUGUUUUACUCCAAAUCGCUCUUCUUCAUCAACUGCUCUCAUGCAAGUCAGCACCUGUAAGUUUCAUUUUCUUCAUAUCGCUUCUAACCUCAUAAAUCCAUUUUUCUGACUUACUUCUAGGCCUCUUACAAUCCAUCAAUAGAUCAAGACUUUACUUCACCCAGUCAUAAUCAUCUUUUCACAUCACAUGAUCAUACCACCUGAAGUAGCGCCUUUGCCAGUUGACGCUUAUAUUUUCAACAUUUGCUUUGCUGUGUAGAUUUACAUUCUCCAGGCUGUCGUUCAACGACACAUCACGUGUCCAUCUUAUCAUACACCUCUCAGUUAUCUCUAUUGUCUCUCUGUUUUCAAAUUGUAAUGCCUGUGUCUCAUUACCAUACCCUUUUGUUUUAAUGAAGUUUUCCUUGGACUUUAGUAAUGGUAGUACUUCUCAAAACCUUUCCAACUGCACAUUAAUCUGGUGGGCACUGCUAAAUCUGCCUCAACUGUAUAGGAUAUGAUAUCUCCAAGAUAACAAAACUUAGCCACCCACUGUAAUUUUGUAUCACCUUCAGUCCCUAAGUCUGAUGUCUUGCUGACUGUUUGUGUGAUUUCAGGCCGCUUCUUUUGCACAGGAAGGAGAUGCUGAUCUUUGUCAUGCUACUGCACCCAUUUGUCACAUUCCACGCACUUGGUAGAAGUUGAAUGCACACCUCUACCACAUGCACUGCAUGGCCACCUUCCAGAUUAUUCUGUAGUUCCCCAUUUUCCACCUACCUUCAUCUCCUAGAUUAAUGGAUAAUCUCCUCUCGCCCAAUCUGUUUCUCCAUUUAAGAAACUUUUCUGUUAAUUCAUCCUCACUGCCAUCAAUUGUAACUAAGUCCUCUGCAUAAAAAGUUCCACUGGUGGUCCUUCUCUUAUUUCUCUAUAUGCUGCUUCAAUUACUAUGGUCUGAACCUUGAUGUACUUCCACUUUCAUGCUAAAACCCUUGCUGUCUCCAUAUACUUUUACAAGCUAUUCCUCCACUCCCAUAGCCCAAUGUCGUAACUUUUCUUGGAAAAUAAUUAAGUGUUUUGUCUAAAUCUACAAAAGUCAAAAAUGCCAGUUUGCACUUCUCUACAUACAUUUCCUGAAUGUGUUUCACAAUAAAAAUUGCAUGGAAGGUCCUCACAUGAAACCAAACUGCAUUUCAUUUUUAUCUUCCCCCUGAUUGUUUGCUCGGCAGCCCAUUUGACAAACUUGAUCGCUCUAUAUGAGGCUCAGCUCAUAGGAUCCCUCUUAUUCUUGUACAGUACAGUACUAAUAUAGUCAUCCUGCCCUCUGGCACUUUAGCUUCUUUUAUGAUAGCAUUACAGAGAUCAGUCAGCCAUGCCCCACCUACUCCAUGAGUAUCUCUUGGUACGUGACUAGGGAGUGUGAGGGGUGUUCGACCCGAGUCAAGUGAUGGUUGACCCGGGAUAUAAGCCAGUGUUUAUGCCAGAGACGGGAGUUCAGUUCAGAGCAGGAGAAGGAGUUGCAGGGUGAUGUAUUGGCAGAGAAUAGACUAAUAUUCCAAUUUGCCAGGACAAGUCAUCUUUAACCCUGAGUUUUUGCAUAGGGGGAGAAAGCAGGCUAAGAAUUUUUUUUUUUACUGAUUCAUCAUUGCAGUUUUUAUGUGCCUUUUUUAUAAUUUCUUUAUGGACUUUUUUUUUUUUCUUUAAUAAAUACACCCUUUUAGUUAUUAUGUCAGUUGUGUCUGCCUCCCUUAUUGUUCCAACGACUCUGUCCUCUUUGUACUGAUACUUCAUGUCCCCACUGUACAAAUAGUUGGCCCUGCAGUCCUCCUUGUAAGUCACUUUGGAUUAAAGCGUCUGCCAAUCAAAUAACUGUAAAUGUUUUCUUCACCAUGUGUACUGAAACAAUGUGGGUAAUUAUAACUGGAACAUUUUUCAUUGAUUACU